AUGGAUGUGUCUUCACAACAACCGCCCCUGACCUACCAGCUCGCUGCACCAGAGCCGUUUACGUUUGUACCAGAGCACUGGACAACGUGGAAAAGACGAUGGGAACGAUUCCGCACCGCCUCAGGUCUCCAUGCCAAGAACGCAGCCGAGCAAGUCAACUCCUUCGUGUACCUGAUGGGUCCCAAAGCCGAGGAGAUUUUCGCCACUCUACCAAUUCCUGCAGGAAAGAAGGAAUCGUACGCCGAUGUCGUCGCGGCGUUCGAAGGGUUUUUCAUUGUAAAGAAGAACGUGGUGUAUGAACGGGCUGUGUUCAACAGCCGCUCGCAACUCGAGGGAGAGCCGGCAGCGGACUUCAUCACUGCGCUGUAUGCGUUAGUUGAAACAUGUGAGUACGGCAACCUCAAAGACGAGCUUCUCAGGGAUCGAAUCGUGGUCGGAGUUCGAGACAAAAAACUGUCCACAAAGUUGCAAAUGGAGAGCGACCUGACCUUGGAACGAGCAGUACUGCUUACCAAGCAAACUGAAACCGUCGGGCGGCAGCAAGAGAAUCUCAAACACUCCGCCAACGCGGCGCCAGCUCAAACCGUCCAUGUUGACAGACUACAAGCGAAGUCAAAACAGACAAAGAAGAUCCAAGCCAAGGCUGUUUCAAGUUCAACGGAGGAACAUUCUAAAGCGACACAAUCAUGCUACUGGUGUGGGAAGCCAGGAAAACAUCCUAGGCCACAAUGCCCCGCAGCAAAAGCUCGAUGCAACAAGUGUGGCAAACCGGGUCAUUUUGCCUCAGUAUGCAAAGCCAAGCGGCUACGGCAGGUUGUUCAGCAGCCUCAAGGCACACAGAAUGAGGACGAAGUGUUCUUUGCUGGAGCAAUCACCACUGCUCAGAAGAAAAUGCCAUGGAAAGUUUCGGUCCUUGUUAAUGAUCAGGAUGUUACUUUCCGUCUGGACACCGGUGCUGAUGUCACUGUCGUACCAACUAACCUGCUAUCAAUACUAAAGAUAGAGUCUACCCUUGUGAAGCCAGACAUGGUCAUCCUCGGACCAGCUAGACAACGUCUGGAUGUCGUGGGAACUCUGCAUGCAACUGUUGCAUUUCAAGGUAAACGUGUUGAGGCAAACCUCUACGUCACAAAGGGCCUAGAUGAACCACUCCUUGGGUUGGACCUUAUCGAGAGUCUCGAUAUUCUGCGCCAAGUGAACGGAGCCUACGUAGGGCCGCUCCUGGAUCCAGUCGACGAGUACCCAGAGCUGUUUCAAGGCUUGGGACAAACACUCUACGAAUGCAAAAUCCGAUUGAAAUCCGAAAUUGAGCCCAUUACUGUGACAUCACCACGGCGCAUACCGGUUCCUUUGUUGAAGGCCGUAGAGAAUCAGCUCCUGAAGAUGGAAAGUGAAGGCGUUAUUACCAGAGUUGACGAACCAACUGACUGGUGCUCUCCCAUUGUAGUAGUGCCUAAAAAGAACGGGGAUGUGCGCAUAUGUGUGGACUACACAAAUCUCAACAAAUGUGUGCAACGAGAAUAUCACCCAAUUCCAAGUGUAGAACCGCUCCUCGCUACACUAGGACAAGCCCAGUAUUUUUCUCGCUUGGAUGCAUAUUCAGGGUUUUAUCAGUUCAACAGACUGCCCUUUGGUAUCUCUUGUGCUCCAGAGCACUUCCAGAGAAUGAUUCACCAGCUGACAGGAGGACUAGAUGGCAUUGUAUGCCACAUUGACGAUAUUCUAGUCUGGGGAAAAACCAGGGAGGAACACGACAACCGCCUACACGAAGUCUUGAAGAGACUAAAAGAGAAAGGGCUUACACUCAAUCGCAAAAAAUGUGUGUUUGCACAAGAAACAAUCACUUUUUUGGGGCAUGUGAUCAACAGAGAUGGGGUCACACCAGACCAGAGUAAGAUAGCUGCCAUCGUGGACAUGCCAGCACCUACAAAUGUCACUGAACUCAAGAGGUUCCUCGGAAUGGUUAACUUCAUCGCACGUUUCAUACCAAACCUGGCAGCCAAGACUGCCCCGUUAAGGGAACUGCUUCGCAAGGAUGUCUCAUUUACUUGGGACUGUGCUCAACAACAUGCAUUUGAAGAAGUAAAAAACUGGCUCAUGUCACCACCUGUUCUGGCACUGUACUGUCCAAUGAAAGCAACAAUACUAUCAGCCGAUGCUUCAAGUUAUGGCCUUGGAGCAGUCCUCAUGCAGCGACAAGAGGACAAAAGUUUGCGGGUCGUUGCCUACGCAUCCAAGUCACUCACGGAGGCAGAAGGUGGUUACUCUCAAAUAGAAAAGGAAGCCCUUGCAGUCACAUGGGCGUGUGAGAAAUUCAAAGACUACGUGGUCGGAUUGAAGUUUCACAUAGAAACAGAUCACAAGCCACUUAUUUCUCUGUUCACCAGGAAACCAGUAGAUGACCUCACACCGCGCCUUCAACGCUUACGUCUCAGGAUGAUGCGCUUCGACUAUACAAUGCAACAUGUGCCAGGCAAAGACCUCGUAGUUGCAGAUACAUUGUCCAGACAACCACUCCCCGAACAAGAAAAUGCACAUCUCGCGGAGGAAGUUGCAGAAUUUGAAGAGGCUCUUAUCCGUCACGUACGUGUCCCAGAUGUAAGUCAUCAGAGACUUUUGCAAGCGCAAAACCAGGACGCCGUGUGCAAAACUUUGCGUACAUAUCUCCAGACUACCUGGCCAGACACAAAGUCACAAGUGUGUGAGGACUGCUUACCAUACUGGCAGUUCAGAAAUGAACUUACUUUGCAUGAAGGAAUUCUGAUGAGAGGACAGAGAUUCCUCAUACCUGCAGCAUUGCGUCCUUCAGUACUUAGCUCUCUCCACGACGGACACGAGGGCAUAGUCAAAUGCAAAAGGCGAGCCAAAGAGUCCUGCUGGUGGCCAGGCAUAUCGCAUGAUAUAGUUGACAUGGUGGAGAAAUGUGUGAGUUGCAUGAAGCAAAGACUGCCUCGGAGCCAACCUCUUAUUUCAACUCCUUUCCCUGACCGCCCAUGGCAAAGGGUGGCAAUGGAUCUUUUUUAUGCCAAUGGGAAGAACUACUUGUUAGUAACGGACUACUACUCCCGCUACAUCGAAAUCGCUCUUCUGGAGAACCAGAGGCCGGAGACAGUCAUCCUUAAGUCAAAGUCGAUUUUUGCGAGACAUGGGAUUCCGGAAACGGUGGUCACGGACAACGGGCCACAGUUUCGCUCAGAGUUCACCAUUUUUGCCAAGGAUUGGGGUUUUGCCCACACCACUUCGAGCCCCAAAUAUCCACAGAGUAAUGGUUGCGCUGAAGCAGCGGUAAAAAUCGCGAAAGCGAAGAUCUCGAAAUCGUCUGACCCUUACAGAGCACUCCUAGCGUAUCGAGCAACGCCCCUGGCCAAUGGUUUCAGCCCUGCUGAACUGCUGUUCAACAGACGGUUGCGCACACAUGUACCUAUCGCGGCGGAGCUGCUGCUACCAUCUGUGCCCGAUGCUGAUCAGCUGAGCGCAUUUGAAGGCGAAAGAAGAAAGCGUCAAGAAAUAAAUUUCAACAGGCGACAUUCUGUCCGAGAACGUGAGGAGUUCCAACCUCAGCAGAAGGUCUGGGUAACUGACCUCAAACGCCACGGAACGAUAUUGAGUGUGGCUGACACUCCUCGGUCCUACUGGGUUAUCACCGAUCAGGGCACCGUUCGCCGAAAUGCAAAGCACUUAGUGCUUGACCACCGAGGAAGCAGCAUUGACGAUGAUCAGCUGUCUGUUUCCAGUUUGCCCUGCGUUUCUCGUCCAAGUCCAUUCGAUGGGACAACCCCACAAACAGUAACGGAAGCGUCUGGACCUACGUCACGUUACGGAAGACAUCUGAAGCCACCAACCCGUUACGGGUACGGCCAGAGUUAA
Molecule: messenger RNA, 3867 nt
Organism: Ornithodoros turicata
Lineage: Eukaryota; Metazoa; Arthropoda; Arachnida; Ixodida; Argasidae
Exons: 2
Coding region: 1-3867 (1288 amino acids)
Biological process (GO): proteolysis; DNA integration
Molecular function (GO): nucleic acid binding; zinc ion binding; aspartic-type endopeptidase activity
Source: RefSeq, a predicted model, not a curated record